This is a messenger RNA of Mesorhabditis spiculigera, 4122 nucleotides long. The record is from the annotation of a GenBank genome assembly. Lineage: Eukaryota; Metazoa; Nematoda; Chromadorea; Rhabditida; Rhabditidae.
AUUGUUUCCGUGAUCUCGAAAGACGUCGACUUUUCCCACCUCGAACUCGACGACAUCUUCUAUCUCAGCGAGAUGUGGAUGGAGUCGUUGCGCACCCUGCAUCAAGAUGAAGAAGCCGUCCAUUUGGCUACAAGAAUCUUUGCCCUCCACCGAAGCGUCGAGCCACUACUCUCCUCCAAGCUCCGCGAGCUCGUCUUCGAUCUGGAGACGAUCGAGUGGGACCACGUGUCUGUGGAUACAAAAGCUGCCCUCGGCUACGAGCUGUCGAAGCUGAUCGAGUGCAAAGAGAUUGUCGGUUGGUGGCCGCUGUGGAAGUUGAUGUACACGAUUGCGCGCGCGAUUGAAGGCCCCGUCACCGUGCCCAUCGUCUCCAAAAUGCUCGAAAACGGGGCUGGUAUGGACGAGGUGCCUUCAAAUGCGCUGUCCGUCUUGGUGAAGGCGCACGAGAAGCUGGGCGACAACCAGUGCUGCUCGCAGAAUAAGGGCGAAUUCCUCGGCUUCUACAUCAACGAGCUGUGGUCGGCGCUCUCCGUGCCCGGCAUCCGAGAGCUGCUCCUGGACGAUCGGAACAAGUGGAUGCGCACCAACGUGCACCAAGAGACCGCCCAGCUGCUCCACUGCGCUUUUGGACGGUACACGAAAAAGCGCAAGAAUUUGGACGAGCAUGGGCAGCCGCCGAAAUGGGAGGACAAGGCGAAGGCGGACAUCUUGGAGGCGGCCAUCGGCCUUGCGUUGCCGUAUCCACUGCCUGAUUAUGAUGAUGCGGAAAAACUCGGCCACGACGUCAUCGACCUCAUCACGCAGCGUUUCCCGGAGCUCAUGUCGAUUUCGGAAGAGCAACGGGACGAGGUGACGAACUUCGACGCGUGGCUGAAGGUGGCCGAGCUCUCUGAAACUCAGCCAAUGAUCGAGCGCUCACCCUUCAUGUCGUCCAUCUACUACACGCUGGGCCUGCACCAUUACAAGCUCAACGACGACGGCCACAACGACCAGGCAGCCAAGUGGAUGACCCUGUUCCUGACGUCGUCCGGCCACACGGCCCACCCGCACGUGAUCCACGGCGCCUGGUCGGUGCUGGCGCACACGCUGGUCGCCCAGCUGUUCAGGCUCGACGACCGGGCCAAGCUCCAGAAUUGGCGCUACAUGUUGCUGCCCUGGCGGUUGGCCAAGAAGGCGAAAAACGAGGACGGCACGACGCCGUUCCUACACGCGCUCUCGCUCUACCAAUUGGCAUCUCGAUUUGGCAGGCUGGCUCGCUCGGUUAGUGAAACGAAAUCCACAGACACCCGCCGAAGUUGUCUACGGGACGUCGAGCAAAUUCGGGAAGAAGCCGUGCUGGCCCUGGAGCAAGCCACUGACCUACCCUCGCACCAGCGCGACACCUUCCUCUGGGUGGCCUUUCUCCUGCAAGCGAAGCUUGCCUGGAAGACUGAUCGUCAGAAGAACCUGCCAAAGGUCCUCGACUCGAUCUACGAAUCGGCGUGUGCCCUGCAGUUGAGCGGCUCCCACUACCCGGCCAAGAUCUCCAUCAAACACCAGCGCAACAUCGAGCCCGUCGAGGUGCACUACCAUAUGCACUCGUUUGUCUGGAAGUAUUUGAAAGGGAAAGUCUACACGCGGGAGAACCUCAUCCAUUGCCUCGCCUACCUUCGCGCCAUUCAGAACCAUGGCGUCUGCCGCGGCUCCACGCCCACCCUCUUUGCUGUCGGCGUCGAUCUGCAGCUGCUCGUCCAUGGGAUGAUCGACAAAGUUGUUGCCCAAGAAGAAAGUUCCGACGUCAUCGGCUCGGUCGUAGAUGGAAUGCUGUCCACCGUCGAGCUCACCCACGAGCUCUGGAACUUGUGCUGGUCUGGAUUCGAGGUUUGCACGGAGCGCUUCGCCCACCUGAAGGCCAACUACCGGCUGGCGGAGAUGAGCCUGGAGCGGGGCAAUCGAUCCGUGGCCGAGAACCGCAUCUUCAACGGCGUCUUCAAGAGGCCGACCGGCAACAAGGAGGUCAACUUCUUGGAGACGGCGACUGACAUCUCCGACAAGGAAAUCUCUCGCUCGGGCUCGUUCUGCUACCACGUCGCUCGGGCGGUCAAGCUGUCGUUCCGCAUCAGCGAGGCCUCAUGCGAUCACGCGCGCAUCGUUGCGACAUGCAAGGCGUUGCUGAAAUUGACGACUGUCGAUGAGGAUAGCGAAUGCCUGACGCGCCGCGACCAGCAGCGUUUGUUGGAAUGCGGCUGGGUCUCGCUUCGGAAAGCAUUCGAUAAGCUGAUCGACGACCCGACGUCGCGACCAUCUUGGAGCAAAUCGAUGAGAUUGUCAGUUGCCGGGCUGUGCGACGCGCUCGACGGUGUCGCUUCGAAAAGCAAAGCCAAGGUCGUACCGUGGAUGUACAACCGCGUCAUAGACUUGAUCAAGGAGGAAUUUGGCUCCAUCGAGGCGUAUCUCAAAGACACGGUCAACCGCGCCGCUGCGCAACGGGAGAAGGAGAAACGACAAGCCCUGGCCAAAGCAGCACGAAGGGCCCGCGCAGCUUAUCCGGCUUCGUAUGCGCCGCCCACCAAGCGGGUCGCCUACGAGGAUCAGGUGAUGCUGCUUGCCGAAGCGCAUCUCAACGGCUUCCAGCCGUCGUCAGGGAGCCAACCAUCCACAUCAUCGAGUGCUAGCGCGUCUACCAGUGCCACCCUCCUCGCUGACGCCACCGCCACCAGCUCAAGCGCCCUGCUGGCCAUGUGCGACAAGACGAUCCAGGCCAAGCAGCAGCCGUCCACCUCGGCGGCCAAGCCACUGCCUGUGCGUGCGAUAUCGGCCCCGGUGAAGCCGCCGUCGCGGCCCCGCACGCCUAUCGGGUCCGGAAAUGUCGAGCUGCCCUGGAAGAUCGAUGACUUCGACCCACGACCGUCACCGAAAGAAUGGGCCAAGUUGCAGCAGGCUAGGGCCAUAGGCACACCUCUCGACUUGGCGCUGAAGGUGUGGGCCGAGAAUUUCGGUCCAGCGUCUCCGCAAGCUCCUCCAAAGGCCAAGCCUCCCGUCCGAGAGAGCAGCACCACCCAACCGGUCAGCAAGUCUGCGAAUCCAUCUGCGACGAAUGGCUCCACGAGCUCAGCUGCUCCUGGAGGCUCCCGGGCACCACCGACCUCCUCCAUCAACAAGCCGAUCGUGCCGCAGACGCAAACUUCAAAGCCCAAGCCCGCAUCCGCGCCAACCGGCAAAAGCGCGACGGACAAGCCUCGAAUCAACUCCAAGUUGAUCGAACAAGCGGAGAGCUUCUUCUUCAACACAGGCGUCCGACUUUUCCUGACGAGUGAAAUGUAUAAAAUGAAGUCACCCGAGACGAAGUUUGCCGCUUUGCAGCAAGCGUCCGCGAAGAUAGCCGAACGGCUUGCCGGCGGCGCGUCAACCUCUACGAAGACCACGAGCUCGUCGUCGGCCUCUACCUCGAAUGGAUCCACUUUCCGCGCGACUACAUCAACGACACAGGGCAACUGCCAGGCCUCGGGAAUCUUUGCCAGGAAUAGCGGCGCUAGUACAUCUACAGCCCAAGCGACCCCUCCAAACCCGACAAAGCCGAAGAUUCAGAAGCCGAAGGUCCAACAGGCGGUCACGCCAAUGACAGGCCGUCCGCCAUUCAAAAAGCCGCCCGGCCGAGCCCCGCUCCCCCCUGGAAUGCAGCCCGCCGCCUCGAGCUCCACGGCGGCUUUCCAGCAGUUUGUAGACACAAUACCGUCGUUGCCGAAUACGGUAGGGGCUCUAGCGCAGAGCCAGAGGCAGGGCGCGACAGCCAAGCAGGUCAAGAACCCGUCGACGUCCGAUAGGGAACGAUAUCUACAGACCAUAUCCCGUAUGAUUCCCGCGUCUAUGAAUAGACCCGGCACCUCCACGACGUCGCAUGCCGCGCGUCCGAUUGCGCCGGCGCCGCAGCGCGCCAAUUCGACGCCCCAAAAUGCGCUGGGCCAGAAGAGGACCGUUCAGCAAAUGUCAGCGGGUGCCCAAAGCCUUUACCAAAUUCCCAACGCCUCCAACAUGACUCCGGAACAGCUGAAUGCCUUUCUACGUCAAAUGUGCACCUCGGCUACCCCAAGCACCGUCGUCAAGAAGCCUCGCGUCGACAACCCGAAAGUCAUAGAUCUUGAA